AUGGCCUCAUCGAAAGUCGCCCAACAAUACUGGAGAAGCCUGGCCCGGCCCGGACGCCAGGGGGCCGGCGCUCCGCUGCAAGUGUCGGUGCCGACUAACACCAGCAUUGUAAAGUACCGAAACAGCACGACCUCUAGUUCAUCAGCAGACGACGACAAGCGCCAAAGGGUAGUCAUUCUCGGUUCGGGAUGGGCAGGCUACGCUCUCGCCCGUGAGCUUGAUCCUAAGAAAUAUGAGCGUAUUCUAAUCUCACCACGCUCCUACUUUGUCUUUACUCCGCUCCUGGCCUCAACUUCAGUCGGCACCCUUGAAUUUCGUUCGACUCUCGAACCGGUCCGCCGCCUCGGUCUUGAUGCUUUCCACCAAGCAUGGGCCGACGACGUUGACUUCUCUCGCAAACUCGUCCGUAUCGAAAAGGUCACAUCUGAGGAUCCUACCUCUCGCACAUUGCCCGCAAAGCCGCACCAGCCCAAGGGUGAGACCAUUGACGUGCCUUAUGACAAACUCGUCAUAUCCGUUGGGGCGUACUCGCAGACCUUUGGCAUCGAGGGUGUAAAGGAGCACGCCAACUUCCUGAGAGACAUCGGCGAUGCGCGAAGCAUCCGUCUCAAGGUUCUGCAACUAUUCGAGAAGGCAAGCUGGCCGACUGUGACGGAAGAGGAGCGCCGCGAACUUCUUCACUUCGCCGUUGUCGGUGGAGGACCGACCGGUAUUGAGUUUGCCGCCGAGCUUCACGACUUGAUCCACGAUGACUUGUGCAAAAUCUACCCUCAUCUGAUGGAGUUUGUCUCCAUCACCAUUUACGACAUCGCUCCCAAAGUGCUUCCAAUGUUCGACCAGCAGCUUGCCACGUACGCAACGGAUCUCUUCCGCCGCCAAGGCAUCGCGGUACGUACGGAGCACCAUCUGCAACGUAUUCGCCCUGGCGAGCGCGGCGGCCUUAAGCUCAAGAUUAAGGAGUAUGGGGAGGAGGAGGUGGGCGCUGGCAUCUGUGUCUGGAGUACCGGCUUGAUGCAGAACCCCUUGAUUCAAACACUCGUCGCGAAGGAGCUCCGGAACCCUACCGAAAAGGAGGGUGAAUUGUUGAAGAUUAAGAAGGCCGAGCGGAGCGGCGGUAUAGUUACGGACUCACGCCUACGCGUUCGUCUGGAUGACCCGAAGAACGAGAAUGCACUGCUCCCUGAUGUUUACGCGAUGGGCGACUGUUCAGUUCUUGAGACUGAGACGUUGCCAGCGACAGCGCAAGUCGCAAGCCAACAGGCAAAGUACUUAGCGAAGACGUUGAACCGGACUGCGGUACUUGGCGGCGUUGAGCCUGCAAGUGAGAAGCAGCCUCGUCCCUUCACUUUCCGCAACUGGGGCGCCAUGACCUACCUGGGCUCCUGGCGCGCUAUUCACCAGAGCUCGGCUGAUGAGCUCAAGGGCCGUGCGGCUUGGAUCUUGUGGAGGACGGCGUAUCUUACCAAGUCCAUGAGUAUCAAGAACAAAGUCCUUGUCCCUUGGUAUUGGUUUAUUACGUGGGUUUUCGGCCGAGACAUUUCUCGAUUCUGA
Colletotrichum truncatum is the source of this 1551-nucleotide messenger RNA. RefSeq names its product pyridine nucleotide-disulfide. Lineage: Eukaryota; Fungi; Ascomycota; Sordariomycetes; Glomerellales; Glomerellaceae. The record is from RefSeq and is a predicted model, not a curated record. Gene Ontology annotation, molecular function: NADH dehydrogenase activity.